Hyla sarda is the source of this 1848-nucleotide messenger RNA. Its product is annotated as tachylectin-2-like. Bases 456 to 1715 code for a protein of 419 amino acids. The transcript has 5 exons. The record is from RefSeq and is a predicted model, not a curated record. NCBI's taxonomy places the organism in Eukaryota, Metazoa, Chordata, Amphibia, Anura, Hylidae.
AAUGUGAACGAAGCCAAACUGAGCCAAAACGUCGGUGUGAACGCGGCUGGAAGGCCCUGGCUGCUUGGAGUAGGGAUUGCUGGGUCCCCAGGUGUUUGGGAUGGUUGUGGCUGAUCUCCUGCAGGACUGAGGUGAGGACUAUAAGAGGACCUACAGCUCCAGCUCAUGUCUCUCUCCUGGAGUGGCCAUGCUGUGAGUAGUGUUGGGGGUUUGGACAAGGUGCAGUCGCCUCAGCUCUGCUUAGUCAGCUGUGUAGUCAGUGACCAGAUGGCCUGGAUGGCUUUUACUGCCUGAGAAGAACAUGAAGCUGGUUGUGGUUGGCGGCGCCAUACUUGGCUGAUUAGUUUAGGUGCUCCAGAUCCAGAAUAAUCCAUUCCUCCGCUUCCUGCAGUGAUCCAGAACUCUACUAGACUCCAGAAGACCAAGUGUUCUACACAAAAAACCAUAAAGCACCAAUGGCGCAUAAAGUGGAUCAGCCUCGAACGCUCCUUCUGGCAGUGGAGAAGAAUUUUACAGUCAAAAUCGGCUUACCACCCAUGAACCCAAGGGAUGACUUUAACGGCAGGGCGGCUGUUCUUGGAAAGAUUAAUAAUGUCAGCCAUAUAGCCUGUAGUCCAGAUGGUGAACUCUUCUGUAUCUGUGGUGGAGACCUGUACAGAGGUCCAAUGCCUUCCAAUAUAGAUGUCAAUUGGUUUUCGGUGGCGCGAAGAGUUGGAAAAGCUGUAUGGAACCGAAUUGUCCUUAUGUUCUUCCACCCCAAGGGAGAUUUCUACGUCACCACAAAUGAUGGAGAAUUUUAUAAGGGUCCCCCACCAGAUAAUGAGCAUGUACCUUGGAUCUAUGAUCAGGCGAAAAGAAUAGGACAUGGUGGUUGGAAGCAGUAUGAAGCCUUGUUCUUCAGUCCAGAAGGCCUUCUAUAUGCUGUGGGCAAUGAUCAACUCUUCAAGGCUCCACCACCUACUGAGGAAAGUGUCCAAUGGGAUUCUUCAUGUACCUGUAUUGGAGGCAGUGACUGGAGCAGACUCACUCACUUUAUAUCCUUUAGUCCUGAUGGAAAACUCUGGGCUGUAGAUAAAUGGAACGGACACAUCUUCAGAGGAAACCCACCAACCCAAGAAGACCCAAACUAUCAGGCACAGGCUCAGGAUCUGGGAUCUAACUAUAAUGUAUAUAGGUUUCUGGCAUUUACAAAAGAUGCGACAAUCCAGAAAAUCGUGAAUUUUCAAUUCUUGGUCGACCAGGCACAAAUAUUGUCUCAAGCCCCCGAGGUGUUACAGGAGAAGAUCUACGACAACCGAAAGAGCAGUUCUACCCUGAGACACACCUUCACGUUCAACAAAACUAUAAAGGAGUCCAGCAGUUUUUCCCAUGAACACGGAUUCACUUUCCAAGCUGGAGUAGAAAUGUCUUUUGAGGGAGGAAUCCCGGUUAUUGCCGAAAUAUCUGGGAAGGUUACAGUGAACAUGAGCACCACCCACAAAUGGAACUUCACAAAGACCAAUGAGACUCAGAUUUCCUUCUCAUUGAGCACAAACAUAGUACUGGAGCCCUAUAAAGCUAUUCGGAUGGUGGCCUCAGUGAUAAAGGGGGAAAUAAAUGUCCCGUACAAGGCAAAAGCCCGGACCCUGUUUGGUGCUGAGGUUGAAGUUCGGGGAAUAUGGAGAGGGGUCUCACAUUACCACCUGAUCGUUACCCAAGAGGAUUAUAAUAAGUAGGUCACAUGACCCAGGAGGAAGCCACAGAUUUCAAUUUCUGCAAGAAAAUGAGUUUUGAUCAGUUGCUGCUGCUUCACGUGUCUGAAGGAUUUCCAAUAAACCUUUAAAAUGAGCAAUAAAUACUGUCAGGUCU